AUGGAGUAUGGAAAGCAAAAAAAAAAAAAAACAGUAAUUAUUGUUAGUGUUCUUGGAGUUUUAAUCCUGCUUAUUGGAACCUUUUUUUUAGGAAGAAUAUCAGUAAAAGAUAAAUCGCCAGAACAAAAGAAUACUUUGCCCGAUAAUGACCAAGAAAUCCGAAGACUAAAAUCUGAAUUAAAUUCAGUUAAAAAUGAACUUAAUCAAUCAAACACUAGUCAAAAAAAUCAGUUAGAGAAUAAGUUAUCUAGUAUCGAAAAUAAGAUGAAAAUCCUAACUAACCAAGGUAAAUCAACUAUUCAACAAUUAGAACGAGAAAUUAAAGAGAUUAAGGACAAAAUUAAAAAUGAUAAACCAGGAGAUAAUCCGCCUGCUGAUAAAAAUCAAUUACAAUUUGCGGUUUUUUAUCAUAUUGAUUUAGGACUAAAUCAUAUGUAUCAUACUGAUAAACUAGUAAAGAAAGGAAGUCGUUACAUCGUUAACUUUUUGGCUGAGGAUGCUGGGAAAUAUGAAAAUCAAUCCCAUGUUUAUUAUUUCAGCAAAAAUAAUGAUAAAUUUAGUUUAAAGCCUGAACAAAAAAAACCAGAAAAAUCCAAAACUGAGGCAAAAGUUUGGUUUUCGGGCAAUGCGGUCAAUGAAAAAGGAGAGUAUACCGAUUACGCUUUUAUGAAUCUCAAGAAAUCCGAGCCAACCGAAGUUCAGUUGUUUUAUGUUAAUGAAAAUCGCCCCCAAAUUAAGCAAUUAGCAAGUCAAGGAAAAUUACAACAAAAAGAACAAUUUACUAUCCGUUAUGGGAAAUUUGAUAAAGAGCAUGCGGGAGAUACGUCCAAACCCAAAAAAUACAUUUUGGCAAUGUUUCCUUACCCGUCGGGUAGUGGUUUACAUGUCGGACAUAUCCGCAAUUAUACGAUUACUGAUGCCUUAGCCCCCGAACAAUAUGCCAUUCAAACUGGUAAUCAUCCGGCAACUUUUACCGAAAAAAAUAUUGAAAAUUUUAAAAAUCAAUUAUUAAGUCUAGGUUUUUCUUAUGAUUGGACAGAAAAAAAUCUGUCUAUUUCUGUUUUUACUACUCGUCCCGAUACUAUUUAUGGUGUGGUGGCAAUUGCUUUAUCCGCUAAUCAUCCUUUAAUUUCGGCAAUUGUUUUACCUAACUAUCAAAAAAAAGAAAAAAUACCAAUUUGGAUAACUAAUUUUGUCAUUAGUGAUUACGGCACUGGCGCGGUAAUGAUUGCACCUUAUUUUUCCCAAGAAACGGAAGGAGGAUUGAACCUUGCCAAUAACAGAGGAGAAUUAUCAAACAAAGAUAAAAGAAUAUCAAAAAGACCAAGAGAAGACAAUAAGAAAGAAUUACUAAAAGCAGAAGAAUUACCGUUAAAAUUGCCUUCUUUAAAGGAUUUUGCUCCUGACCCUCGUUAUUAUGCUCCUUUACAAAAAGAUGAAAAUUGGGUAAAUACAAUAAGGGGAGACAAAAUAAAAGGAAAAAGAGAUGUCAAUGUUAUGCCACAAUGA
Molecule: messenger RNA, 1509 nt
Organism: Entrophospora sp. SA101
Lineage: Eukaryota; Fungi; Glomeromycota; Glomeromycetes; Entrophosporales; Entrophosporaceae
Source: the annotation of a GenBank genome assembly